Molecule: messenger RNA, 768 nt
Organism: Struthio camelus australis
Lineage: Eukaryota; Metazoa; Chordata; Aves; Struthioniformes; Struthionidae
Source: RefSeq, a predicted model, not a curated record
AUGUUGUCUGGAUCAGAAUCCUCUGGACAUGCAGGAGGACACUUGGCUGGUGAUGAGGAAAGGGAGGCUAAAUGUAAGGAUGAAAGUGCUUACAGACCGGAAACUGUGGACUGUCAGAUCAAGAAUGCUUCACAAAAGAGGCAAGGCCAGGCACAGAAAUCAUGGAUAGAAAGAGCAUUUUACAAGAGAGAAUGUGUUCAUAUCAUACCCAGCACCAAAGACCCCCAUAGGUGUUGCUGUGGGCGUCUAAUAGGUCAACACGUUGGACUGACUCCAAGUAUCUCCAUUAUUCAGAAUGAGAAAAAUGAAAGCAGGCUUACUCGAAAUGACAUCCAGUCCGAGAAGUGGUCCAUCAGCAAGCACACGCAGCUCAGCCCCACGGAUGCUUUUGGAACCAUUGAGUUCCAAGGAGGAGGCCACUCCAAUAAAGCCAUGUAUGUACGUGUGUCUUUUGACACAAAGCCUGACCUUCUUCUGCACCUGAUGACCAAAGAGUGCGAGCUCCCUAAACUUCUCAUCUCUGUGCACGGGGGCCUUCAGAAUUUUGAACUCCAGCCAAAACUCAAGCAAGUCUUUGGAAAAGGCCUCAUUAAGGCUGCUAUGACAACUGGAGCAUGGAUAUUCACUGGAGGAGUAAACACAGGAGUCAUUAGGCAUGUUGGAGAUGCACUGAAGGAUCAUGCCUCAAAAUCUCGAGGGAAGAUCUGCACUAUCGGUAUAGCUCCCUGGGGGAUUGUGGAAAAUCAAGAGGAUCUGAUUGGCAAAGAU